This is a messenger RNA of Lytechinus variegatus (green sea urchin), 1594 nucleotides long. RefSeq names its product L-proline trans-4-hydroxylase-like. NCBI's taxonomy places the organism in Eukaryota, Metazoa, Echinodermata, Echinoidea, Temnopleuroida, Toxopneustidae. The transcript is spliced from 6 exons. The coding region runs from base 1 to 822 and encodes 273 amino acids. The record is from RefSeq and is a predicted model, not a curated record.
AUGCAUGUACUUGUGUGUUUUCUUUUCUUCCUUAAUAAUGUCACUUACGACUACAGCGACAAAUUCAUAGUAACUUCUGACGUCAAGUCGACCUUCGAUCGCUAUGGGUUUAUCAUAUUAAGGCAUGCCCUGAGUUCGGAAGAAGUUAGUUUGACGAACAGCUUCCUGGAGAAUGACCAGGAACGACUGGACAAAGCUUAUGGGCGGACUGAUGAUGAGGGUCGGAAAGGGAUGAUGACACUAUGGAAUGAACCAAAAGAUGACAUCACUGGUCUCAUUAGCAGAUCGGAGAAGAUAGUGGGUACGAUGGAAGCGCUUCUUGGAGGGGAGGUGUACCAUUAUCAUGCCAAACUCAUGCUGAAAGAGGCAAAGACGGGUGGCAAACACGUCUGGCACCAAGACUACGGGUAUUGGUAUCGGAACGGAUGUUUGACGCCCGAUAUGGGAUCUGUAUUCAUGGCGAUUGACAAAUGUGAGAAAGUAAAUGGUUGUUUGGAGGUGAUUCCCGGCUCGCAUCACAUGGGCCGUGUCGACCACAAGUUCGUCGGCGAGCAGACCGGGGCAGACAUGGAGCGCGUCGAGUGGGCCAGGAAGAAGCUCGGCCACGCGUUCGUCGAGAUCGAGCCUGGCGAUGCCAUCUUCUUUCACUCGAACGUCCUUCAUGCCAGCGGGCGCAACGAUAGCGACAAUCGGCGAUGGGUCCUCAUUGUCGCGUACAACCGCGCGGACAAUGACCCCGUGUACGAGCACUGCCAUCAUGCUCAUUACACUCCAAUCAACAAGAUACCAAGCAGUGAAAUACUAGCAUCCCUCAACUCCUAGGUGAAGUGUUGGACCUUGCUACGAAGUACUGACAGACUCUCGCUUUAUGUUGGCCCGAUGAAGAAUCGAGUUAAACUCUCAUAAUUAAUUAUCAUUGAAGGCCUAUACAGUGUGUAAAAAAAAACGGGACAGUGUUAUAAAGUUCACAAAAAAUAUGAUGUCUACAUUUCAGUGUUCAAACUCAAAGAUGCUUUGAAGUCUUAUCGUUCAAAUGCCACUUAUAAGCAUCGUUCAUGCUUGAGCGAACAUAAAAUGUUUUUGUCGGGGGUUCGAAAUAAGGCUUGUGCCAAAAUUGCAGGAAAUGAGAAAUAUGAUCAUCAGACUUGCUAAUCAGCAGACUCCUCUUAACCUUUUCAUUAUUUUUGCCAUUAUUUCAAAUGCUAUCAAAAUUAAUUUACAAAGCUAUUAAUUUUUCAUACAUGAUUUUGUUUUUCCUAUUUAGAGGUUAUCUUUCAGUACUGAAUAUAUUCCUUCAUGAUAUUAAAGGAAAAAAAAUGGCAACACAAGUAAGGGGUUGGCAUUAUAUGUAUACAUGGAGGAACUGGUAAUUUAUUCAAAUCCUUUCAUUAUCUGCAACAAAGGUUAUGGUGCCUUUGAAAGACAUGAAUCCUUUCCUGUCAAUUAAAUCCAUUUAUUGUCCUUUCAAAGGCACCAUAACCUUUGUUGCACCGAAGGAAAGGACUUGAAUAAAUUACAAUAUUAGAUAGCCAAGACAGAUAGCCAAGUGCGAUUGGUCAAUUGCGCGUCACGUGAUAUGAUCGAAAUCCGUGUA